Mugil cephalus (flathead mullet) is the source of this 4087-nucleotide messenger RNA. RefSeq names its product transcription intermediary factor 1-alpha-like. NCBI's taxonomy places the organism in Eukaryota, Metazoa, Chordata, Actinopteri, Mugiliformes, Mugilidae. The record is from RefSeq and is a predicted model, not a curated record. Gene Ontology annotation, molecular function: zinc ion binding; protein binding. The coding region runs from base 296 to 3310 and encodes 1004 amino acids. The transcript is spliced from 17 exons.
GCAGUGAGUGCAAUUUUGAGCAAAUUUGAGCAGCAUCUGCGGCGCGCGAGUGUGCGAUGCCUUCACGCGGAGGACGCGUGUUUAAUCUUACGUGCCACGGGUUUAGGUUAGGCUCGGUACAGAUAGACGACCGCGAAGCAUUCUUAGCCUGAGGUAUGAACAACGCUUUGUUUCUGGAGUGGCUGACAGGGAAGAAGACGAGGCAGGUGUGAGAAGAUGCAGGGAGCGCAGUGGAAAUGACUUCGUAGCGACGUCUGCUUACAUGCGUGGGGAUACCUCAGGAUUUGAAGGAUAAAUGGAUGCGUGCACAGGAGAACGAGAGUCCGGGGACGCUGCUGUCAUCGUCGUCGAGAACGAAGCGGAGAGCAUGCCGGUGCACGAGGAGAAGUCCGGCGCAACCGACCCCAAUUACUUGGACACCUGCCCCAUUUGCCAUCUAAACUUUCACAGCCGGGAGCCCAAACUUCUGCCGUGUCUGCACUCUUACUGCAAGAAAUGUCUGCCUUCGCCCUCGAGGAAUUUGGCCAUGGCAGAUCCCCCGAACUCCCAGGCAGACGCCGCGACCAAACCACUGAACGUGAUCCGCUGUCCCGUGUGCAGGCAGGAAUGUAUGGAGGUGGAUGUGAUGGAUAACGUCUUUGUGAAAGACUCAGUGGAGGCUCCCAGCAGCACAGUGGAGAGGACAGUACAGCUCUGUAUGACCUGUGACGACAACACUGAAGCCGCUGGGUUUUGUGUUGACUGCGUUGAGUACCUGUGCGCCACCUGUGUGGAGGCCCACCAAAGAGUCAAAUUCACCAAAGACCACACCAUCAGACAGAAGACGGAAGUGUCCCAAGAUGUAAACGGCGUGUCGACUCAGAGGCCGAUGUUCUGUGACAUCCACAAACAAGAGCCACUGAAACUCUUCUGUGAGACCUGUGACCUACUGACCUGUCGCGACUGCCAGCUUGUCAAGCACAAAGACCACAAUUACCAGUUCCUUGAAGAUGCUUACAAAAACCACAAACAGCACAUGGAGAGUGUGACCCUUCAGCUGCAGGAGAAAAAGAAACUGAUUGAAGAGGUGUCAAACUCCAUCAACAGUGGACUUCUUCUGGUUGACCAGAAUCGUUCAUCUAUUCAUAACGAAAUAAAGAAAUCCAUCUGCAGUUUAAUUCUUGAGAUCAACAAGAAGGGAAAGAUGCUAGUUAACCAACUUGAGGCUGUAACAAAGGAUCACGAGAGCGUGCUGCGAAAACAACAAGAGGACAUCGGUUAUCUAUCGAGACACCUGGAUCAUGUCAUCAACUUCACAAAAUGGGCCACGGCCAGGAAUGGGAGCACAGCCCUCUUGUACUGUAAACGUUUGAUUCUGUUUCAGAUUGGGAACCUCCUGCGGGCGAAAUGCAGCGCCUCAUUCAUACCACAGAGCACUGUGCGCUUCCAGUGUCGAGCGUCUUACUGGGCCUCAAAUGUUGAUCUGGGCUCUUUAGUGGUGGAGAGUGUACCAGGCCACCAGCUGGGUGGGUUUCAGGGUAUCCCUCAUCAGCUCCCUCUCACUGGGCAAGGCCCCCCGGGCUCCCCCCACGGCUUUGCCAUGGGGGCUCCUCACAGCACUCUGGCUCAGCUCCAGAUGCAGGUGGACAAGCUGAACCCGCAGGCCCACUGGCAGCCGCAGCCGCCCCCUCCACCCUGGACGUGGUACCAGAGCGUCCGGCUGCCGCGAACGCUCCCGGGGUCCCUGCACGGAGGCUCCCCCUCCAACAGCAUGCCUCCCCAAACAGGCCGCAGGUUCAUGGCGCCUCCGCCCAACCAUGUCAGCCCAACCAGCAGCUUACCGAGCCUCGGAUUUUCUCCUCAGCACCAUCUGAGGGCGGUGGGAUGCAGCUCUGGCUACCAAACCAAGCCUGUGGACGUUUGCUCCUCUUACCCUCUCUACACCACUGUAACACCACUGCCCAUGGACGGAGGCGUCGGUUCGCCUAAGUCACAAAAGCCAAUGGAUACUACUUAUGCAAACAGGACGAGCGACUCAUCCGUUGCAGUAUUUAUGGUGAAACCAGUCUAUCCUCAGGACCUGCCGCCUUCGUUUCCCAACAGAAAUGGUACGUCUCUUCCAUGUUACAGUUUACUAUUUUGCAGUGACAUUCAGAAUAUAUGUGAGUUGUGUUUGUCAAGUAAUACGCCAACAGAUUUUAAUUUCUCCCAAGUGCAAGGGCAGCAGAAUUCUCCAGGGUUUGCUGCUGUGUCCCAGGAGGAAAAAACAGGGACUGUUUCUUGGAAACCAUCGGAAACACACCUGGUCGGUGGCGCAGGUGUCUCCGCCGUCAAGAAGAGACAAAGGUCGUCUCCGGGGCCGGUCAUUGUCAUCAAAGAUGAGCCAGAUGACGACAGUGGUUAUGCACAUGCCUAUCUCCGAGCCAGCCUCCCUGACAGCACUAAUGACGAACCCCGGAGAAGCUCCCAACGUGAAGGGAACAAGGCCCCGACUCCUCUUGAAAGUACAGACCACAAACCUCACAGCCCUUCACAGCCUCCCAGCGGGCCCUGGGACUGGAGUAAGACUAAAAAUCUCAUCUGUUUCGUGGGAGAAGAACAGCAGGUAGAGCGAAAUCAAGCUCGGCAUGAGGACUCUAAUGAAGACUUGUGUGCUGUGUGUCAGACUGGUGGAGAGCUGCUGCGCUGCCAUAAGUGUUCCAAAGUUUUUCAUCUUACGUGCCAUGUUCCAGCUCUCCUUAAAUCUCCCAGCAGGGAAUGGUAUUGCUCUUUCUGCCGUGACGUUUUAGUGCCUGAGAUGGAGUACGACUGCCAACCUGAAGCCAGAACAAUAAAGAAGGAGGCAGAGAUUGAAGGUGGAUUUUCCCCUGUGGACAAACGAAAGUGUGAGAGGCUGUUGCUGCACUUGUUUUGCAGCGAGCUGAGUUCAGACUUUCAGGAGCAUGUGCCCCCCUCGGUAUGUGCUAAUAACAGGCUGACUAUAAAGGGACCAAUGAAUCUUUCCACUGUGAAAAAGCGUCUGGAGGCUAAGCCGUGUCUGUGCUACCAAAGCUCUGCAGAGUUUGUGUCGGACAUCAGGCUCAUCUUUGGAAACUCUGCAGCCCUCAGUGAGGACGACACUGAAACCGUCAUGAAAUGUAGGAAACUCAAAGAGCUCUUUGAGGAGCAGUUGAUGCUCAUCUACCAGGACCAGACCUUUCCAGACAUCAAACUGGAGAUGACGAAUACUACUCCUCCCGACUCUCAUCUCUCAUCUCUUGACAAUACGUCCCAGCUUGCAAAGCGCCAGCGCACAUGCUCAGGCUUCCAGGAUACACCGAGCUGUCCCUGAGGAGAGGAGGGCGUUGCAUGGAAGCACAAAUCUUCCUAAGCGUUUAGAUAUUUUACAGCACUGCCAGCACCAGAUAAUAUGUGGUGUGUCUAACACUUUAAUACAAACCUUCAGGUCAAAAUGCUUUAUACAGUAUGUGAAAUGAUUAAGUUGUAUUGCAAGCUAAGAUCUAUGACACAGUUAUUUCUAUUUUCUGGACUAAACGCCACAGAAGCUGUUGGUUUUAGCAAAUUUUCCAUCUCUGACUGAAGCCUGAAUAUUAAAACAUUGACUCAUGCAGCGCGUACACACAGAACAUAUUGGAAAGAUUAAGUUUAUCAUCUAUUGUGAAAAUCUGCUAACAGUAGACACACACUUCUAUUCAGUUGAGAGUAGUUAUCAAACUUAAUGGCUGUGUAGUCACUGGUCAGUUCUGGUGUGUUUUUCCUGUUUGUGUAAAUGUAGUUGUAAUCAGAUGAAGAAUGAUAACCAUGGGCAUUGAUGUUUGUGAGUUAGAAGGAAAAAAAAAUCUAAAUAGUUGACAACAGUUUGAUAUUGUUAGAUUUAGUUUAUUUAACUAAGCCUACUUUGAAGUUAUUUAAGUUAUAUAUCUAUCAUUAUUUUUAAUAUUUAUUUUUUCACCUCAUCGUGAAGAAUUAGUGCAUGUGUUACAUUACUUGAUAUCAGGAUGUCGGGAUCACUUUAAUUCAGCAACACAUUUUAUAAACACAUUGUAAACCGCCUGUCAUGCAAAUCGACAUGCAGCUACAGUGAAAUAAAUCUGAGUCUGAGCACGGA